This is a messenger RNA of Trifolium pratense (red clover), 1690 nucleotides long. RefSeq names its product serine/threonine-protein kinase AFC1-like. Gene Ontology annotation, molecular function: ATP binding; protein kinase activity. NCBI's taxonomy places the organism in Eukaryota, Viridiplantae, Streptophyta, Magnoliopsida, Fabales, Fabaceae. Gene Ontology annotation, cellular component: nucleus. The record is from RefSeq and is a predicted model, not a curated record. The transcript is spliced from 12 exons. Bases 152 to 1438 code for a protein of 428 amino acids. Gene Ontology annotation, biological process: protein phosphorylation.
AAAAUGAAAAAAUCGAACGACGUAGAGACGACUCAGGAUGAAGAAUGGCGAUGAUGGUGUCUGAUUCCAUUGUUACGACUCAAGUAAGUACUAUACCAAAAAAAUCCAAUCGAUCGAUCAAAUUGGGAUUAGGGUUUCACAUUAGAUUGAAAUGGAUUACUCUACAGAGUUUUCUAUGGAUCGUCGUCCUCGUAAAAGGGCUAAAUUAGCUUGGGAAAUUCCUCAAACCCACUCAAAGGUUCAUUCGGGGAUUUAUUGUGGACAAGAGUUUGCUAAUGCGACAACAAGCUAUGGAACACUGAGGGUACUUCCUGACCAUGCUGGUCUUGCGAUAAAGGGAUUGGCUGAAAGAGGUUCUCCUCAAUGGCGAGAUGAUGACAAAGAUGGACAUUACAUGUUUGCGCUUGGAGAAAAUUUAACUUCUCGGUAUAAGAUCCUCAGGAAAAUUGGUGAAGGGACUUUUGGUCAGGUUUUGGAAUGCUGGGAUAGAGAAAUGAGGGAGAUGGUUGCCAUAAAAGUUGUGAGGAGUGUUAAGAAAUAUCGUGAAGCAGCAAUGUUAGAAGUUGAUGUGCUCCAGUUGCUUGGGAAGUAUGACAGGAGUGGCAGCCGCUGUGUUCAAAUACGCAACUGGUUUGACUACCGGAACCAUAUUUGUAUUGUAUUUGAGAUGCUUGGACCGAGCUUAUAUGAUUUUCUCCGGAAGAACAACUAUCGCCCGUUUCCGGUUGAUCUUGUCCGUGAGCUAGGAAGACAAUUGUUGGAAAGUGUCGCAUUCGUGCAUGAUCUGCGCCUCAUCCACACUGACUUGAAGCCUGAAAAUAUACUUUUUAUUUCCCCAGAAUAUGUAAAAGUGCCUGACUACAAGGUCAUGUUCCGGUCACCAAAAGAGGGAACCUCUUAUAAGAGGCUGCCAAAGUCAAGUGCAAUUAAGGUUAUCGAUUUUGGUAGUACGGCCUAUGAGCACCAAGAUCACAACUAUAUUGUCUCUACUCGCCAUUAUAGGGCACCCGAGGUUAUUCUUGGACUUGGUUGGAAUUUUCCUUGUGACAUAUGGAGUAUUGGUUGCAUUUUGGUUGAGUUGUGUUCGGGAGAAGCUUUAUUUCAGACGCAUGAAAAUUUAGAGCAUCUAGCCAUGAUGGAGAGGGUUUUAGGCCCAAUACCUCAGCACAUGUUGAAACGAGUAGACCGUGCCGCAGAGAAGUAUGUCAGAAGGGGUAGACUGAACUGGCCUGAAGGAGCAGUCUCUCGAGAAAGCAUCAAAGCUGUCUUGAAACUACCCCGUCUUCCUAAUCUGGUGAUGCAGCAUGUGGAUCACUCAGCCGGAGAACUUCUUGAUCUCUUGCAGGGUCUACUUCGGUUUGACCCCAUCAGCAGGAUGAAGGCUCAUGAAGCACUCAGGCAUCCCUUUUUUACUGGGGAGCAUUACCCGAGGUAUUGAAUAUAGGGUUCAUCACGUCAUCGGCAAUAGAUAAUUGGUUGUUGUGUUGUGUUUGGCUAUAGAUAACCGAAACAUCUGUAACUGUAAGUGUUCUUUGCUUGUUGGUUCUUUUUUCUUGAUAUAUCACCGAGUGUGGGGGGUUAAUUACCCCUUUAUAUUUGCCUACUUUUGUAGAUAAAUUUAUUGUGGAGGAUAUUUCUCCAUCUCCAUUUUUGUACCAUUAAAAUGUAAUUAUAAGCAUUUUAUUUUCGA